Molecule: messenger RNA, 3976 nt
Organism: Siniperca chuatsi (mandarin fish)
Lineage: Eukaryota; Metazoa; Chordata; Actinopteri; Centrarchiformes; Sinipercidae
Gene: lactbl1b
Product: lactamase, beta-like 1b
Exons: 10
Coding region: 942-2771 (609 amino acids)
Source: RefSeq, a predicted model, not a curated record
GAACAGAAACAAUAACUUUAUGUAUAUAAUUAAUGAUAGAAGGUUUAAAGUAUUUGAAUUAUCGAUGCAGCCGCUCCUCAAGAGGAUCCGUCAUCCCCUUCAAAGCCACUUCAAUUUACCCCGCUGUCAAUUAUCAAGAGGAGGACAGUCCACACACACUGCCUUACCUAGCGAUAAUUGAGUGUUUUGGGACCAUGUGGUGCAUUUAUAAAAGAUGGAGCAACUUAUUCUCACUGCCACACCGCUCGAAAUGGAAAUACUGGUUAUUGUUUUAUCAGACAAAACUUAACUCUGUCUGUGGGGUUCACCAUGUUACUUUUGGCGCUGUAACAGGUGACGAACUCGGGAGAACAAUUAAAACUGUCGGCCAUCGCACAGCAACAGAUGGAGGUGCACAACAGGAUACCAACACUAAGAGGAUUCCUCUUCCUUUGCCUGUCACUCUGGACUUUUUUUGUGUGGACAGGCUCUUUCAUCGUGACCCAGCUCAACUGGCUUACUGGAACUGGUGUAGAGUUGUUGGUUAAGCCCUCUGAAACCCGCCACUACCCAUGUUGACCUGCUUGGCAAACAGCAAUCCAUUAUCAAGUCCGCUGUGAAUAACGUUAAAAUAAGUAACCAGGUGGGAUUAGAAAGUCGCCGUAGUGUCUUGAGUCUCUGAACUCUGACCUUUCACUCAGAACUCUGAGGUAUGUGCCAGCUCUCUGUACGUGAAUGGCCCAGUGUCAAGUUUACUCACCUGCCUAGUACAAGAGGCAAUGUGUGCUUCCCAUUGGCAGGAGGAUGCCGUGAAGCUGCUGACACUUAAAUCGAUCGCUGUCAACACGCUGCCAUUCCAGUUACCACGAGGGACAUUGACAACUGUGGCUGUGUGAAGACCUGCAGACAAGGACACGCAUCUCUGGUGUGCUGGAGGAGACGGGAGCCGGUACAGCGAAACCAUGGGCAAGGCUGAGAGUAAAGUCCUCAGAGAGACCUCAGUGGACGGGGUUCAAGCGCAGACAACUCCUGCUGUGGCUGCUCCUGCUGCUACCGUUAAAUUCGAAGGACUCACUAAAAUCAACAGGAUGAAGGUGAAAUGGACCCAGCUGGGUUUGGUGUUCUUCCUCGUUUUAUCACUGGUGAUGACAGGAUGCUUCUUCUGGCAAUAUCAGCUGCCAAAAGUUCUGCCAGAUGAAGGGAUGGGUCGCAAUGCCAAAUCAGAGAUGAUGUGUCCCCGCUUCCCAGAGCCUCUCCAGCUGGAGCAUCCUAUCCCCAGCCUGAAAGAGGCCCUGGAAAAGGUGGAUGUUUUGCUUCGGCAAAGCGUCAACCCCAUCAGCCUUCCCUCUCUGUCGGCCAUUGUGAUCUUAAAUGACACUGUUUUGUGGACCGGCAACUUUGGAAAAAGGAAUGGCAGUGACCCACUCUCAGGACCUCCCAACGAGUACACAAUUUAUAGAAUUGCCAGCCUAUCCAAAAUCUUCCCGACGCUGAUGCUGUACAAACUGUGGGAAGAUGGGAAGAUUGGCUCCCUAGAUGACCCUCUGGAGAAAUAUGUGGAGAACUUCACCAUCAAAAAUCCUCUGGGGAAGUCGCGGGACUCGGAGCUGAAAUAUGUGACAGAUGGCCUGAUAUUUCUGGACAGCGGGGAGGUUCAGAUCCGCUCCUCCUCAGUCACCCUGCGCAGGAUGGCCAGCCAGCUCUCAGGCCUACCCAGGAGACUCCGGGCCACAAAUCUGCUCUGGAAAGGAAAAACACAAUCUGCAAUCAAUCUGCUACAAGAUGAUGUCCUUGUCGCAGACCCAGGCACCAAAUGUCACUACAGCAACCUCGCCUUCUCGCUGCUGGCUCAUGUGAUGGCCGAGCGAGUGGCCGCCGUUGACUACCAGCGGUGGAUCACAGACAACAUCCUGGACCGGCUGGGGAUGGAGGACACCGGCUUCGACAUCAGCCCGGGGCUCCAGAGCCAGAUGGCUGUGGGAGUGUACUCCAACGGAAAACCAGCCCCACUCUAUGACCUCGGCUGGUACCGGCCCUCGGGUCAGAUGUUUUCCACGGCCGCAGACUUGGCCAAGCUCGCCAUGAUGCUGCUGGGUGCUUAUCACCGCAAGCUGCUGGAGCCAGACUCGUUGAAGAUCAUGCUGACCCCGCUCUUCAGGUGUGAUAAGGACUACUUUGCCAACCGUACUGGGACGCCGUGGGAGGUGAAUGAGCUGAUGGGCUACGAGGUGGUGCGUAAAGAUGGUGAUCUGGACGGCUACUCAGCCACCUUCUCCCUGGUGCCCAGACUGAAGGUCGGUCUGGUGGUGCUAAUGGCUGGCAGCCGGUCUCAGAACCAGGAUGUGGUCACCAAGGCCUAUAACCACAUCAUUCCAGCCAUAGAAAAAGCCUUCAGGGAGGCCAAGAAGGUCCUCUUUGCUCCCCCAAACCCAGAACCUUACAUUGGCUUUUUCACCUACAGCAACAUCACCUUCUACGAGAUCAAAGUCGGACCAGACGGAGUUCUGAUCAUGCAACAGUUUGGGCCUCAGAUUGAAGAGUUGAUCCCAGAGAAGUACAGGACAAUAAAGCUCAACUACCUGGUUGACCGGGUGUUCAGAGUGGUUUUUGAAAAAGAGUACCCUUGUGUUCUGCGAGUUGGCACAGCCUCAGUGUCCCUGGAAGCCCAAGAUGGCCAAUUAUUUAACUUCUACACGUUUGACAAGCGGGGUUUGUCCCCUGGUUUUGAUGCACCAGGACUGAACACAUAUAAUGUGGUCAGAAUAGCCCGCAGGCCAUCCUUUUCGAGCUGAACUGCAGCAAUGCUGCGGCCUAAAGACAAAUGGUGUGUCCUUCAGAUAUGUGAAGGACUGUAAACUAAAAAGAGGCUGUGAAUAUUGAAAGCCCAAAUGAAAAAGUUGAGUCAUUUUGGCAGUCAAAGAUAGGAUUGCGCUCUUGAUUUACUGAGAGCACAGAGAGGGACGGCAUUAUGUAUGUCGUGCACAGAAAAUUAAUUUAUCUGCUGAAUGAUGUGUAUGACUGUCCUCCUUACACUGGCCCUUCAUUAUGCCUCCUAACUGAACAUUCAAAUUAUGGUGAUACAGUGCUUGUGUGCUUGUUUCCUGCUUUCAUUUAAACCGCUCAUAUAUUGUCUUGGUCUCUUCUGUCCUUGAGUUUUCAUGAGAGACAACAGCCGAACACUGGCUCACAUCAAACUCCUGUUGUGGUCAUUUGCAUGAAUAUUUACAUUUCAUUUUCAAUUCUUGGACCAUGACUGCAGUACCAUGAGAUUAUUGGCUCAUACAUAUUUGUCAUCCAUUGGUGAAGGAUUUUUUAAUUUGAUUUCUUUGUGUACCUAUGAACUAUGUUUGUGGCAGGUAAAAUCAGGACAUUUUCAUGGCAAUGAUGUUGCCACGGGUAUGGCUUUGCUGAUUUAAUGUCAACAAUCAUGCACUUACAUGUGACUAAGAUGCAAAAUAUUUUGGCUCCCCAGUAAGAAGCGAUUAAGGACAGAGAGGCUUUCGGUUGCCUGUGUGACUCCUUGCUGUUUAAUCCCUAAAAAUGGAUUCCGAAAUUUUCUGACCUCUAACACCAAUAUAAAUAAUACACUGCCAUGACUGCUGCAGGAAAAUGACAGAUUCAAGUGUACAAAAAUAACCUUUAUAAGGCAAAGGCUGAUGUUUUUUCCAUUUAUAUUAGAUUGUGCGUCUAGAAGUGCAAUGGAAAUGGAAUAGAUAUUGAAAAUGUUGCUUAGUCUUGAAGCAUCAGGUGCAACGAGUGAUAUUGAUGGAAUAUGAAUGCAAUGCUGCCUAAAAAUAAAUCUAUUGUAUCGACUUUAUAUGGCUAUGGAUGAAAUAUUGAAACUGGCAUUCAACUAUGCAAUGCAUUGUUGUCACAGCCCACAGAUUAUCAUUCUGAUGGAUGAUGGGAAGAAAUCCUAAUUUGGGUCAUGCAGUAUUGUAAGCCAUAAUGAAACAAAACUGUACCAACAUGCAAAUUAUACCAUGUGUUGAAUCUC